Molecule: messenger RNA, 1975 nt
Organism: Cloeon dipterum
Lineage: Eukaryota; Metazoa; Arthropoda; Insecta; Ephemeroptera; Baetidae
Product: zinc finger protein 436-like
Exons: 4
Coding region: 180-1925 (581 amino acids)
Biological process (GO): regulation of transcription by RNA polymerase II
Cellular component (GO): nucleus
Molecular function (GO): zinc ion binding; RNA polymerase II transcription regulatory region sequence-specific DNA binding; DNA-binding transcription factor activity, RNA polymerase II-specific
Source: RefSeq, a predicted model, not a curated record
UGGAGGGGCAUUUAAACUUUGAUUCGCACCUCGCACGGAGGGGAGGCUAGAUAAACAUAAUAAACAAAGCCAUCUGUCAGGUGCAGUCAGGUGUUCUUUGCGUUUGAGGCCAUUUAAAUCUUUAAAUCAUGCCGCCGGACAUUUUCAGCCUUAAAUAGAAUCUUUCAUCAUUUUCUACCAUGUCGAAGGGUUACAAGGCAGUUUCUUACCAGGAAAUGUGCCGGCUGUGCGCGCAGGUGACCACGAAGCGUGUGGGCAUCUUCAGCGAGGAGGGCCGCAUGCGGGGCGUCGCCAAGAGCAUCCAGCAGCUGCUGUGCAUCAACGUGACGGAGGAGGACCCGCUGCCCAAGACGGUGUGCACCUUCUGCCUCAACAGGGUGGACGAGUUCCGCGAGUUCCACGCCAGCUGCCUCAGCGCCUCGCACUUUCUGCACCUGAAGCUGCCCAGCGUGGAGGAGGCGUCCGGCCGGUGCUACGUCAGCGUCAACGGCCCCGUCCGACCGGCCUGCUUCCGCCGAAAGGCCUUCCGGCACCUCAAGGCGCCCAUCGACACCGCCGCAAUUCCUUCGGCCGCGUCCGAGCAGCCCGAGGAUGAACAGGAGGAGGACGCGCCCGUGGAGGUGCGCGAAUACGAGGAGUGUGUCCAGCAGCCCAACUCGGCGAGUGAAAAUUACACCAGCAACGACAUCCUCCAGCUCUUCGAAGACACGGUGGACACGGAUUAUUUUAAUCAGGACCACGACUACAUGUCCAUCGACCCCUCGAUAAAGGAACUGCUCACGCCCAAAAAGCUGCCGGUCCCUGUCAAGAAUUUUGAAAAGGUGAUGGCUGUGCAGGACCACGACUACCUGAGCGCCUACGAGAACCCAAUGACCCCGAGCGUGGUUCCUUCCCUGGGACCAUUCGCGGACAACCUGGUGAACCUGCUGGACUGCAAGGAGCAGGGCGAGUUCAUCGAGCACAACUACUUCCUUCCCUCGGUGCCGUCGGCUUUCGAACCUGAGAAACCGGUGGACAGUCCGCAGGAGGAGGCGGCGGCAGAGGAAGUGGUGCCUGCCGAGGAGGAGCAGUGCGAGUUGUGCGGAAGCCUCUUCGUCUCGUUCGACGGCCACGACUGCUCCGCAGACUUUGAGCGACAGUGCGAGACCUGCGGAUGUCUUUUCCAGACCAAUACAGACUUUUUGGCACACGAGUGCGCCAACCCUGAUUUAGUUAAGGAGUUUCAACAGGCCGAGAGUGAAAAUUUGGUGCAGUGCGAGGAGUGCGGUUCGUUAUUCCGGGUGAGCAGCCACCACGACUGCCUGGCGGACUACGACCGGCAGUGCGACAAGUGCGGAAUGGUCUUCCAAACCAACAGCUUAUUCCAGGAGCACGGCUGCUUCGUGCCAGGGCAGAAAACCUGCGAGCUCUGCCGAAAGAAAUUCAGGUCAAGAGCGAAACUCAAGAGACAUUUGUUGAAAACCCAUUUAGCCGUGAGGAAAGGCCCGUUUCAGUGCAACAUCUGCAACGCCGUGUACACGCGGCGCGCCUUUUUCUCGCAGCACAUGCAGCAGCGGCACUUCAAAAACCCAAAACUGAAAUUAAAUUUCGAAAUCUCGUCCGAGCCGAGGAGCAAGCGAAUCGAGUGCAGGGAAUGCGGCAAAAACUUCUCAAGCAACUCCAGUUUGGCGCUGCACAGGCGGCUGCACACCAAGGCUUACUCAAAGUUUACGUGCGAGAUCUGCAAUCUGCGGUUUAUGAAGCAGAUGGAUUACUGCAAGCACGUGUCGGCUCACUUGGUGCAGCACAAAUUUCCCUGCGACGAGUGCCAUAAAGGGUUCGAAACCAAGAAGCAGUGGGACAACCACAAAGUCAGGCACAGUGCCAACAGGAAAAUCAGGGCUGUUCAGAUCUCCAGGAAGGAAAAUAGUGACUCUAAUCAUUAAAAAUGGUCAGCGUUGAUGUUAUGAUUAUUAAAUGACUUAUUUUCCAAAGA